Messenger RNA from Cyanistes caeruleus (blue tit), 3984 nucleotides. RefSeq names its product patatin like domain 4, phospholipase and triacylglycerol lipase (gene PNPLA4). The record is from RefSeq and is a predicted model, not a curated record. Gene Ontology annotation, cellular component: cytoplasm; lipid droplet; membrane. Lineage: Eukaryota; Metazoa; Chordata; Aves; Passeriformes; Paridae. Gene Ontology annotation, molecular function: triacylglycerol lipase activity; retinyl-palmitate esterase activity. Gene Ontology annotation, biological process: lipid homeostasis; triglyceride catabolic process.
GGGGGCUGCUGCGGGGGCUGCUGCGGGCAGCUGGGGCCGAGGCGGACACAGUGCCGCCGCUGCCUCGCGGAGGCCGCGUUAGCCCCCGCGGGAGGCCUGCGGGGAGGCAGCGGGCGAUCGGGACGGGGUUAAGGUGGCUGACCUCUGCAGGACCGUGUCCCGCCUAGGAAUCGCCCGCUUGCUGUUAAGCUUAAAAGAAAGUUACUGCCGUAUGCUUUUAUGGUGUCCAAGCUCACCUGUUGAUGCUUCCUUUGUAACUUCAUGGUAAAACAGCUUCUGCAAGUAUCAAUUUGAUUACCAGAUCGUCUGGAUCCAGAGAUCGCUUUUACUAAAAUGUGGACUGCCAAAAAGCUUUUUAGUGCUCAAAUACUGUUGCUCCAGGUGAAAGAAGGCCGAUUGUGUAGUUGCAUGUUUCCCAAAACUCAGCAGUUCUGGAUUGGAAUUCCAAGCUAUUGUGCUAUUAGAGUGCCACAUAACAGAGUUAAAUUCCAAGUUUCCAAACUAAAUGAUAAACAAUCAGCAGUUGAUAGAAGAAUGGCUACUAGUGCAGAGGGAACCAAAAUAGCUGUUGGAAAAAGUCCCAGUGGAGUAUGUGAUGAAAGACAACAUACAUUACAAGCCCAAAUGAAACACAUCAACCUGUCCUUUGCAGCUUGUGGCUUUCUGGGCAUUUACCACUUGGGGGCAGCAGCUGCUUUUCACAGGCAUGGUAAGAAGUUACUGAGAGAUGUGAAAGCUUUUGCGGGAGCUUCUGCGGGAUCUCUGACUGCCGCUGUCUUGUUAGCAGUGCCAGAAAAUAUAGAGAAAUGUAAGCACUUUGCCUAUGGAUUUGCAGAGGAAGUCAGAAGAUUGAACUUUGGUGCUGUAACACCUGGUUAUGAUUUUAUGAAAACACUUAGGGAGGGCAUAGAGUCUAUUCUUCCUUCUGAUGUUCAUGAGAUAGCUGAGAACCGGCUCUAUGUGUCAGUCACUAACUCAAAGAGUGGGGAAAAUCACUUGGUUUCAAAUUUUGCCUCCAGGGAGGAUCUCAUUAAGGUUCUGCUAGCAAGUAGUUUUAUACCAGUGUAUGCAGGAAUUAAGCCUGUGGAAUUUAAAGGACAGCAAGAACAGUUUCAUACACCGAUGCCCUCUAAGAUCUGCACAUCCUUGUACCUGUGCUGCAUCAUUUGCAUAAUGGAGCUUUCCUGUGAGGUUUCUGUUUGCUCUGCAAAGAGAUCUAACCCAGGAAUCAACAACUUUUCUGCUCACUGCUGGACCUUGCCUGGCGCUCAGGUUUAAUGUGGUUUUCCUGACUUGUUUCAGAAACAUCAAAAAACUGAAUGGGCACUCCCAAGGAAAUAAAACCCUGGCUGGGUUAUGAAUUAUGCCACCUCUGAUGUUCAGCUCUAGACCUAAGAAGUUAGAUAUUUUAACAUAGCUUGGCAUUUUAACUUUCCCUACAGCACUAACAAGAGAGUCUUUAGACAAAAGUAAUUCUCAAAAAUUUUGGGGUAGGUACUUUGGUAUCUCUUUCCUGACUAUGACUUUCAUUAUACUAUGAAGCUUGAACUUUCUUUCUAUGGUAAGGAUGAUAAGUUUUUGGAUUUAGAGAUUUUCAAUGAACUUUCUGUGAUGGUGCCUGGCCUGAAAAAAGAUGGAGAUGUUCAAAAAAGUUUCAGAAAUUACAAUUUCAGAAUUCACAAAAAUUCUAUUCAGAUGCAUAUAUUUAGAUUUAUGGUUUAAAUGUUUGUGUUUCAUCCUAUUGCAGCAAAAUAUUUAUGAAGAUUCAAUGCUAGAACCUUUGUUCUGGCUUUAUUUUGCUUGAAUUGGAUGUACAGUUCCUCCUUCUUUAUCCACACUCAGCAUAACUACCUGUCUGGGAAACCUCAAAAAUGACUCACAGCUAACCAAAGAAACCACGAAUGAAUGUAAAAUACAGGAUGGUGUGUGGAGAAUUAAAAAGGUGCACCAUAAGUCCUAACUGAAUGCCUAAAGUACCUUGAUGUAGAUGGAACAUUUCUAUAUAUUUUAGAGGUAGAAAUAAUUACAAUUUAUCUGCUUGACAUUUUCUCAGUCAGUUUUAUUCAUGCAUUUUUACUCUGAGUAAGUCGCAUUAGUCUUCAUAUAAAUGUGCUGGCUCUAAAAUGAAGUGUUAGGAGAAGUUACCAUCCAGGACUUCUCCUUGAUUACUUACUAACUAGCUAAUUUUUUUCUCUGUUUACUUACUUACUUAUUUUUGCUUAAAGCUUCAUAGUGUUUAAAUGCUGGGCUUUGUAUUGUAGUAUCACCAAAAGUACCAAAUCCCCCAGCUGACAAGUGGCAAAAUGUAUAGGCACAAGAGUCAAACUUCCAGUGGUUCGCAGUCUGGGCAAUAUAGCAAAUAUAUAUAUUUAUUUUCCUAUGUCAUUCACAAAAAUUUGCUUAGCUAUUAAGUACUAUGGUUUUCAGCCCAUAUUUCUCAGUUGUUUCUUUCUUUUCAUUUAUCAUAAUAUAUAGUGACAUAAUUAGUUUGACAAAAUACUGUAUAUAUAUAAGAUAAAUAUGAGACUUUGGACAUGUAUUUUUCUAUUAAAAAGCUUGUUAAUUUUGCUGGUCAUACCAGUAUGGCUUUGACAUAUAUCACAGCUGCACACAAGGUAACUGUUAUUUUUGUCUUUGCUGCUUUAGUUAAGAAAAUGCAAAACUACUAGGCAUGAAACAAUUUUGUUCCCCAAUUAAGUGUCUUUAACAAUAUUUUCCCCACAGCUUCAUUCUGUCUACCAAGUGCUGAUGUACUUUUUAUGCAUGUAUAGGGCUGAUCAUCUGUUUCUAUGGGAAAAUUCCAUUAGACCAUAAUAACCUCCAGUUAAUUGCACAGCAAAUAUUUAUUUCUCACACAUCAAAUUAAUGAAACAAGUUCAGUGAAAGACCACAUCAGCUUGGAAAACAACACCUAUCAAGCUAUACAAGCCUCUAAAGGCAUUCUUGGCAGAAAUCCUGUAUCCUGAAGAAUUGUGUACCCUUGAGAUUACUGUCACCAUUUAAUUACUAGAUGAUAAUGUUGUUUGUUUAUUGUUGUUUUGUUUUUCACCAAGAACUAUAACAAAAAAUUGGUUUUCUGUGUUUACUAAUGUGCUGUGCCACAGCUAUAGUAGCAUAAUUGAAGAAUGAUAAUUUUCAAGCUUCUAAAACCCCUAUUUAAUCUUAAUUUUCAGUAAGAUUAAUAUUACAUUGAUAUUCAAUAUUCCUUAGAGCGCUUACUCCUCUUCAUAUAUAAAUGUGGAAGGAGCUUUAAUAAUCAGUUUUCAAAUCCCCCACUUUGAUUACUCUACAAUAAUGACAGUCUCUUUCCUGUCUAAGAGCAAUGUGGAUGUUUUUCAUAUGUCUGCAACGAUGAUAGUUUCACAUCCCACACAUUUCUCUGUGUUCCCUUCCCACCAGUGCUAAUACUCCCUGUGCUGUGUUGUGUGAGAAGACAAUGACAUUGUAAGGAACUUCUUGUAGCAACAAAGGACAAUGAUGCAUGAAGUCAUAAAAUCUUUUUAAGCAGUGGAAGCAGGAAGCCUAAAUUGCUCUCUGACUGUUUAAGUCCAUUUUGAUGCUCUAAAAUUUAUACCAUUUUCUUAACAUUAAUUUCUGAGAACCUCAUAAUUAUUUUUGCUUGCACAAGCUUUGCUUUUUAUGCAAUCUACUUCUUCUGAAGCUGACCCAAAAGUAGGUGCAUAGUUUGUAUGACAUAUAACAACUCAUAGUCUAUCCAUUAAUUUACAUUUCAAUUAAUAGAAUUUAAUAUCAAUUACCUGGGCUGACUAGACCUGUUUAUUGAAAUAUAGAGGAAAACAAUGACAUUUUGUUGUUUGCUUUCUUUUUUUUUUUAUGCCUUUAUCCAGGGGCAAUUUGCUUGUUACUUAUUAUGUGAAGCACACAUAGAACUCUGUCCAUGAAGGUGGAAAAUUUAUUCUAAGUUCUCCAUGGCUGUAUAUAAAAAGGUAACCACUUUCACUAGGAGAUAUGGUCAUUAUAAAU